This is a messenger RNA of Xiphophorus maculatus (southern platyfish), 14238 nucleotides long. RefSeq names its product regulator of G-protein signaling 17-like (gene rgs17). The coding region runs from base 3710 to 4342 and encodes 210 amino acids. The transcript is spliced from 4 exons. Lineage: Eukaryota; Metazoa; Chordata; Actinopteri; Cyprinodontiformes; Poeciliidae. The record is from RefSeq and is a predicted model, not a curated record.
UGUCACGACUGCCACUCCGCGCAGGCAAACUUCGGUAUUGUGCUUUUGUUUCAGAUCAGAAUAAUUAUACUUCGGUAACUCUUUUGCAUGUUUCCUUUGAACUUCCCUGUUUUUAUGUUCACAUUAAAGGAGACCUGUUAUGCAAAUGUCAUGCUUUGCAUGUUUUUGUACUUCCGUUUGGGUUUUUACUUAUUCUAAAAACAACCCAAGUGUUUAAAAAAAAAAACAAACACACUCAGGCAUUUUCUGGUGUUUAAGGUGGAAACGUUUGUUCUGGUAAAAAGACAUGAUGGCCAGAGAGAACGUAGAAAAAGAUCAGAACUGAAAGUGGAACGUGUUCGGCCUAGUCCAACCCCAGACCUAGAGCUUAUAGAGAUGCUAUAGGGUGACAAACUUUCCUCAGACCAACCUUAGAGACUGGUAAGAGGCUCCAAGAAAAGUCUUACUGUAGCUAUUUCAUUUAGAAGUGGUAAAAUUAGCUAUUAGCAGGUGGAAUGUCCUAACGUUUUCCUCAGUUGUAACAGAUAUUUCUGUUUAUAACUUUUGAUAAUGAACUAAACUGUAUUUUUUGUGAUAACCGGUAAUUAAAAGAUUUUGUUUUCCGGAGUUAAAAAACAGUAGACAUAGUGAUGUUAACAAAUCUUUUUAAAGAACUUAAUAUUAAAUGUGAUGAAUUAUUUGUUUCACAUUUACGUUUCUAACAUCAGGCUGAGUCUCAAAGUUAGUACCAUCAAGUGAAGAAUAAACUUCCUCCGCAUUUUUUUUAUAGAUUUCUUUGCUGCGAGUAAAUUUAUGUUUACAAAUUUAAUUUUCAACACUUUCAGCUAGGAAUAGUUUGCAUGGCCAAGAAAUAAAGAAAAGAUGUAAUGGGCAAAAGCUAGUAGAGACAUAAUUCCCCCACAUUUAUUGAUGCACCUCUAUUUAACAAACAGUGGAUAAAAAUGGUAAAAGUAGCAAUCCUGACAAUUUUAGGGUUUUUUUAAACAUCAUUAAUUGUAAUUUAUCGUGACAACAAUAAAAUCGAAAUCUUAUCAUGCUAAAAAAUGUAGCACAAUAAAUGAUAAACGAUGCUUACGUUGGAGUUAAUAGUUGUAAGCUAUUGAGAAAAGUUCAGGUUGUGUGCAUACUUUCGUUGGUCACUUCAGAUGUGUUGCCACCAAUAUUUCCUAAUAGGUGUUUUUAUUGCCAUGCAUUAGAAAAUGUUAAAAGUCUUUUGAUUUGUACUAAAAGUAGUUAAUGUGGUAAGUCAGACUAAAUAAAAAAAAACAUUAACAAGUUCUAAAGCAGCAAACAUUUAACUCAAAGUCAGCUGAUUUUACCAAACGAGGAUAAAACCAGCAUACACAUUUAUUGCUAAAAAAACAAAAAGCUGGUAGGGAAAUAAACAUUUCCAUUACAUUUUAAGCUAAUCUAAAAACUUGUUUUGGGAUAGAUCUGAAUUCUGCAGAAAACCAAACCAAAAUACCCAUGCUGCAGCCUUGGUGGCUCCCUUUUUGGUCAUUCAUCUUAGCAUGUUUGUAUUUUCCAACCAAUAUUUGCAUAUCCUGUCAAUGUGGCCUCUGCUCCAGGUUUGCAACAAAGCCGAACCCUCGCGGUCAUUUGCAUCCAGUCGCCUGUUUUCCACUGUGCUGCCUGGUUGCUGAAUAACUGAUGGUCGCUCCGCUGGUCUGACGAGUGCUUUUGCAUAUCAGGCAGGCUGUGCCAGGCUUACCUCCCGUUGUAGGAUCAUUGUGGGAAAUCACAUGUGUUUAUGCUCAGUAGAGGGAAUGAUAACAAGAGGAGAAGCCUUUUGUAUGGAUACACACCAUUAUUGCAAUUUGGAUUUUUAAGGACUAUAGGGGAAAUAUGACUUUGCAGGUAAGAGGGUUUUUAAAAAAAAAUCUGUUCCAUAGUUGCUUUAUUUUUUUGUAUGUGUUUAGAGAUAAUCCUAGUUUGAGAAGUAUCUAUAUUGGAUUUUCAGUAGCUUUCAAAAAUCUCUGUGCUGUAUUUCUAUCCAGAGAUGCCAAAAGGGUGGAAGCAGGUUAAUUGUCAGUUUGACACAAUUAUAUUUUUAAAGUUCAAGGGCAGCAUCACCAAAACGUAAAAUUCAGCUCCUCAUUUAGUGAUCAGCACAGAGCAGAUGCUUUUAAAAAAAACAAAGGCCCAAGGUUUGUUGUGUCGAGUGUAAAAAUCCUCCUGCCGCAGUGUUGGUCCUCUGUCAAGAAAAGUCUUGGUUAAAAAUGUAUGCUAAAGUAGUUUUUUUUUUUAAAGUGUUAAAAAUUACAUUAGAUUUUCUGUAAAGUUCAAAAAGUGUUUGAGUUUUUCAAAUCGCUUUUAUAAAUUCCUUUCAUUUUCUACCUGAGCGUAGAAAAUGAAAAAAAGUGUUACCAAUGUAUCAAACUCUUACUCUGAAGGUAUUCAGGAAGUUCUGUCUCUGUUCGGCUGUUGCACUGAUGCCUUUAAGACAAUGGAAAGUUGUCGAACUGCGUCUAGCGAAGCGCCACGCUUUACUUUAGCGUGCUGUCGAUUACAAGCAAAACACUCCGGUACAAUGGCGGUGGUCCAAAAAAAAAAAAAAAGCUGAAAACGCUGAAACAAGUUAAACAGGCAAAUCAAAUCAGUCAAUUAGAAUUACCUCACCUAGCAUCAGCCAACCACAGCCUAAUUAUCCCAACAAAGUUCUAGAAAAGUUGCAGUAAGUGUUGGAGCAGCGGUUUUCUGAACAUCUCUUGAUGUGGGCCAAAAAAAAAAAAAGCAUGUGCUUAAAUUAAGUGGUGGAUUUUGAAAAACUUUCCUGUGGGAAACAAUGCGCUUGUGAGAGCAGAGGAAAAAAAAGUAAAUUCAAGGCAUUUUAAUAGCUUUACCAUGGGUGCCGAUAAGUGUGGAGUGUGCUGUGACCUGUGUGAGCGUUAACAUGAUGAUAGGGAGGAGAAGGUUGGGUAUUAGUAGGUCUAACAAGGCAAAUUGACAGAAGUACAAUGUUAUUUUUAGUUCAAGGGCAUGAGUUGGACUAGAACAUUGGUCAUGCAGUGGGAGUGUCGCAUAUUAACAGCAAUAAAGUCAGAAUUUAAAAAGAGUUUGUCAGUUUUUCUGUGAUAUUGAACCACAAAGCCCGGUGCUUGCUUUACAUGCUGUUCUUGUGUGUUUGGACUGGGAAGAAGAGCUCAUACUAUAGGAAGCAAAAAGCAUUAGCGGGGAAUAUGGGAAGUGGCCCAAAGAUAGUGUCGGUUAAAACAAUCAGUUAGGCAACUGCAGUAAAAACGAGUGUGCAACGCUGUAAAAGCACUUUUACAUGCAUCUUUAUCUCCAGACAGUCGGUGAUGGAUGUUGCAUCUUCUGACGGACGCUGAACGGGUUAAUGCGAAUGUGCGCCGACUUGUGUGUUUGUUGCACGCACGUGCCUGUCCAUGUGUGUGAUAUGCAGAUCCUGUUCCUCUGUCUCUGUCUGCGCCCAUUAAAAUGCACAUUUAGUGUGUGUCAGAGCUGAGUGAAACACUUGGGCUGAUGCCAGAAAGCCCUCGUACCAAACAAGGAAGGGAAUCCUCUCAGUCCUCCUCCUCCUUCCUCGGCGCGUCGUCUUUCUCCUCAAUGUGCAUCCACACACUCCAGUUUUUUUUUUUUGUUUUUCCUCCCCAGAUGAUUUUGUCCGGCGAGGAGAAAGCGGAGCAUGAUUGUUGAUUUGUUCCUGCUCUCUUGAGUUGUGUUUCAACUGUGUUUGUUCCAUGCACGCAUGAAGCCCCACAGCGGGAGUGGAGUGGAGAUGAGAAAAAGGCAGGCGGCUCACAUCGAGGCCCCGCCCCAGGCCCCUGGACAGCCUCGACCGAAUACCUGCUGCCUCUGCUGGUGCGGCUGCUGCAAGUGUUUGUGGAAUGAAGACAGAAUUGAGAGGAGCGAACGGCAGACCUGCACCAAGAUGGACAGUAUUGAAGCUGCUGGAGAACAACGUCCCAGUUUAGAAGAGUUGCUGUCGUGGUCACGGAGCUUCGAGAUGAUGCUGCGCUCGCUGGAGGGCCGAGAGGUCUUCCGAGACUUCCUGCGCUCUGAGUACAGCGAGGACAACCUGCUUUUCUGGUUGGCCUGCGAAGAGUUGAAAAAGGAGACCAACCCCUCGGUGGUGGAUGAGAAGGCCAGGAUUAUAUAUGAAGAUUACGUCUCUAUAUUGUCGCCCAAAGAGGUGAGUCUGGACUCUCGGGUCAGAGAAGGAAUAAACCAGAGCUUGACGGAGCCUAGCAACAUGAUGUACGAGGAGGCCCAGCUCCAGAUCUACACCCUGAUGCACCGGGACUCCUUCCCCCGUUUCCUCAACUCCUCCGUUUACAGAGACCUCCUGGACAGCAGGAGGCGCACCUGCCUCGACACCUAAACCUCGCCACCGUUCGUCAUUGCCAAUGUACGCCAACGAGACUACUACUUAAAAACUUCAAAUGCUACUACGGUGCCAGAAGUCAGGUUUGGAAGAAAAUAAGCAAAGUCUCUCUCUCUGUUCUGACAGGGGGGACAAAAAAAAGCAAAAACAAUCUUAAAUAACAUCCAAGACAGCUGGUUGAGUUAUUUUUUGUUUGUUUGUGUUUUUUUAAUUUAUAUUUUUUAAGCAGUUUCUAUCCAGUUGUUCACUGGAGCUAGGUCGGCCUUUGCUGGCUGGUUAAUUGGUCGCUUUGAGACCAUUAUUGCUGGCCAGUGAUUGUUUUGCUAGCAAUUUGUGCUGUUUCGUUUGAUUCGAGCGGCCGACUCCGUCCUCGUCAGCGGUCGGUUUGAACGGCCGACCCGAUGCGCAGGUUGAGCGUGGACAAGGACUCCUCAGGUGGUGAGGACGCAGAGAAGGAAAGAGACGUAAAGGACAAACCCACUGUUCCCGUACUGUAAUAAUCGAACCUCAUUCUUUCUUUACCUUCACUUUACUGCUUUGUCCUUACUUGUCGGUUGUUGUCCCAUCUCCCCGUUGUUUUUUUGUUGUUGUUUUUUUCUGUUUUAUACCUCCUCACUGUCCAAACAUGACACCCAGUGGCUGGUUGGAGUGGGAGAAUCUUUGCCUUUUUAACCAGUUGAAGCAUCGGCUCUCUGUGCAUGCAGCUCUCUCUUUUUCUAUCACUCUCUCCCUGUCUUUAUUGUAGCUUGACAAUAUAAGCCGCGGACUGCAACCUUUUCCGAGAGGUACUAAGGCUGGCUCUUACUGGUUGUAUACGCUCAGCGAAGGGGGGAAGAAAAGGUACGUCAGUUUUACCAAUACUGCAGUUUUUAUGGAGAGGUUUUCUCCAGCCCUUCUUCUUGUCCGUCCAUCCGUUUGUCCGAGCGUUUUCCUUCAUGUAACCGGGAGAAGUAAGGGCUAGAAUUGUGGUUGGGCAGCUACUUCUAACAUUAUAUAACUCACGAACUUCUCUCCGCUGAGAAGAAAAAAUCACAAUGCCUUUACGCGUAAAGGAAGGCGGCAGAAGCGCAGAUUUGCUGUGAAGCAACCACAGUUUGUCCAACAAUCCCUACCUCCCAUACUUUAAAAAAUGUUUUUAUUUAUUUUUAAUCCCUCCCUCUUUCUCUCACCUGCUCAAAGAACCCCCUACAGCUUGAGAAGCACAGGUGCCAAGUUUGGGCCAAAACUGCAAAUGGCGAAAACAAAAAUAAACCUUACAUUGUCUAGAUGAGCAGAGAAUUAUGGGAAGGAAAACGGUAGCAAUUUCCUUUGGUGCAGGCGUAAACAUGUGAGCUUUUUUUAACCCCGGCCUUUGAAAGGCUUCAGCUUUAGACCUCGAGGUGUUGGAUUUUCAGAGGAUUGCUUAACUGGGUGCCAAAUGGGACUUCAAAGGUCCUGGGAAGAGGUUUUUGAUUUAUUAUUAUUUUUUUAAUGGGUCUGCUUUUUUCAGAGGGCUGGUUCAAUAAUGCUGAAAGGCUACAAUCCCAGGUUAGCAAAGAAAUCUGCUCCACACAAGCCUUUUUCACCUUAAACCAAAACGGUUUAAGCAUGCUGUAGACGAGCAGGAUGAUAGGAUGCUUGUGCUAAUCUUCCCUCCCACUGCCAGCCCUCACACACUCUGGUCUGUUUUUCUAACCUGACUUGAACAGCAUGCACUUAUAAAUGUGUGUGUGCGUGUGCGCGUGCGUGGAUGAGACACAAUAAAACACCGAACAGGAAUAGAAAAGUUAAGUUGCCAAAUGUCCUGUUAACAUGUUUAACAUACAAUGGACACUGUUUUUUUUUCUUCUUUGAAAUGAUAUGAACAUUUAAACAGAAACUUUGUUGUUACCUGUGGAUCUUCAGUAGAAAGUGCAUGGGUGCAGCGUAUAAGAUGCAGUUUUAUCACAACGAGCCUCUGUGUUCAUUGAUUUGAUGGAUAUGCGGAACCAGAUAGUCCGGUCGGGAGAGUGCUAAAUGUAUCGGUGACGCUGCUCUCACACAGAGGCGUCCAUGUUGACGCCUUCUCUAACUACCUGAUGUUCUUGUGCCAAUCUGGAUCUGCAGUAAAGAGACAUUUGGUUCCGAUUAGUGAGGGUUAGGCAUGGGCCGGUACAAUAACCGCGCUUUGACGGUAUUAACACAAAAAAUUUAACGCAAGUACGUCCAACGGCAACCGAUUGCUUAAGUUUAUUUCCGCUGCCGUGAAAAAAACACGGCUGGGUGGUUUUUAGGGACAGCUGACGUUGCAGUUUUAUCGUUGAACGUUAUACGUCAUAAUUUCUUUUCCGUCACCACAAAGACGCCAACGCUCUUCCUGAACUUGAUGCUGUAAGGUCUUCAUCAGUCGUGGACAAAAGAAGUCUGUGAAAGUCAAUCUGAAUGGACAAAAACAUCACUAGAAAGGAGCAAUUCAGUGCAUGAAGAGUGAAAUACUUAGUCUGAUCCAAUCACUCUCUGACCUUGUGAGCAUGAUUGUGAUUGAAUAUGUCGUGCAGCUUGAGGUAUGCAGUAAACUUUUGAUUGCUGCAAUUAUAAAAAUGUCCCAACAUUUAUUUAUUUUGAUACAUCGAGCAGUUUUGUUUUUUUUUUAGAAAAAAAAAGGCCUGCUAAAUUUAGUAGCAUUUUUCAACUGCUUAUUGUAACAGAAUAUGGGACAGUUUGUUUAUUAAUGAGGCUAUCGGCCUGUGUAAUAACAAUUUGUCUCCUAACAUCCAAAUUUGUGUGGCAAGGGAAAAACAUAAGACGUCUAACUUUCUGUGCUCAGCAACAGGUGGGCGAGGGACAGUGCUCUGUUGUAUAACCAGAGAGAGCUCCAGCAAAGCCAACAUUUCUUCUGGCCCAGGUCAGCGUUGUUGACCUCUUUGGGUUACCUUAAACCUCAAAGACCGGCCCAUGCCUCGCGAGGGAAGAAUCUGAACCUCGUUGCUUUUCUAGUCCACAUAAAUUACACAGAACACUUUCUAGACUGUCGUCGAUCCAGAUGAAACUCAUUUCCACCAGAUUGUGACUGAUGUUGCUUGAUUGCGCGAGUGAUGAGCUGUGCACAUGCAUGCGCCCCGUUGAUCAUCAAAGGCAAAUGAAUCGAAGAAUUUGUAAAAAAAAAAAAAAAAUUAAUUAAUUAAAAAAAAUCUGACGGUGAAGGUCAAGUUUCACGUACGAAACUCGUUUCUGUAGAAAAAUGUCAAAACUUGCGGUAGCUUUUCGUUUCGGCCAUUUUUUAAAAAUGGACUCCUGCUGGCAAAUCCCUCCUCUGCGCAAAUACGCUUGUAUGUUUUCUAUAUAUUAACUAACACAAGAAUGUCUCACCAGGAACCAGAUAACGAAAUUAUGGUGCAAUCAAACCGAGUUUACAUUCAUAAACAAUGAGAUGCGUGUAACCUGUUUAAAACGUGCGGCGCGGCGGGGGGAGUUUAAUAGCCAGCCGGUUUGAAACUUGAUGGUGUUUCACAACAAGGACACAAGAAAGCAGAAACCUUAGCUUCUGCUGCUGUCGUCCUCUAAUUUAUUCCAACUUUUCCGCAGCGGGAGAAGUGCACGUGGUUGUUUGAAUUUUAUUUUUAAUACCUGCAUUGCGAUGGUGGAUUUUUACGAGCAAUGAUCAUGAUGUGAAGUGAGUUCCGAUUUUUUGAUUUUGUCUUUAAAUUCCCAAUGGAUUCCAUGUGAGAUAGCGUUUGAGACAUGGCUUUGGUUUUAUAGAUGAGAAAUGAUAAUAAUAAUAAUAAUAAUAAUAAUGAUAAUAAAAAAUAAAUACAUUAAAAAAACAAAAAGGUUGAAAGCUGAAGUGUCCUGACGGGGAUUGGAGGUCUGCAAAGCUUUGGCCUUACUGACAGUUUAUUUUUUUUUCUUUUAUAUUUAAGAAAAGACAAACAUUUAUAUAGGUGUUUCACUACCUCUCAUGUUGGUUAAUUUAUUUCACAUCUAGUUGUCAAUGUACAAGUUGUUUUUAUUGUUUUUUUAGAUCUACUUGAAGCCUAACACUGUAAACAACUCUGUGUAAAUGACCAGAGAGGUAGAAGAGAAGCCUGGGCCUAGUCGACAUGAUAAUUCUGAAUAUUAUUUUUGUUUAUGUGUAUGUUUGCUUUGAAUUGUGUUGAGCUGAACUAGAUUUUGCAUCUCUGUAAAGAAUUCAGGAAUCCACUGUUUAAGGGCUAAUCCCAUUUUUGCCUAUGCAAAUCUGUUACUGUGGGUGAGUUCAGAGAGGGCGCGCCGGCGCUCCUCUCAGCUGUUAGACGGACCAUGGUUUACAUUGCCCUUUGCUGGUUUUCUUCAAUCCUGUUCAGCAAAAAUGUACUCUUAUAAACAAGUAAUAUAGACAGAAGAGAGUAUAUGCCUUUAUGAUGAUUAAAAAAAACAAGAAACCUUAUUUAGAAGAACUUUUAACUUGUUGUCUUGACGUCGAGCGGCCGAGCGCUAAGGUUUUUGGUGCGACGCAGCAGUUGGUAGUCGACUUUCAGGCUACGACUUUAGUAGCUGAACUGUGCAGGAUUGCCUGACUGAAAACGUAUUUAUGUGAGGAGCAACCACACUAUCACCUUCACCAACACACCGACACCCAGUCUGGGAGGUCAUACGUGUAUUUGGGCCGUCUAGGUCUUAUUAUUGUCACGUUCAGUGUAACAUUUUGUCAUUUCUUUUAAAACAAGACCAUGUGACUUUUUGUGGCCAAUCUCUCCCUCCUCCAUUUUGUGUACUCGCGUUACCAUUCUGCCCCUGUUUACUUCCAUUUUGUAUCCCACAUACUUAAACUGGUAUAUAUUUUUAUAGUAAUUAUUUUAAUAUGACAAUAAUCAUAAAAAUACUCAAUAACUGAAUUGCAUAUUAGGUUCUUUAGAUUUUAUAUUUUAUAUUACACCCUAUUUUCAGUGAUUGUGGUUCUGAUACUGCAGUUCCCCCUCAUGAAAUGUGACUCUUAAUCAAACCAAAAUAACAGGACAAUAUAAGAUAAUAACAGAUAAUAAUACAAUAUAAUAAUAACAGACCGCUACAGGAGAUCUUUCCUGCCAACAGUCAUCACUAUCUACCGUAUCACUUUGAAGAAUUUGAGUUAAUGAGUUACAACAACGUUUAAUUUCCCUUUGGAAUCAAUAAAGCAUUUUUGGAAUUUGAAUUAUCCUGUUGCCAAGUUCUUUAUACAGAAAGUAGCUACUGACUGCCCUAAAAGUUGCUACAAGCUGCUAAAUGUUGUUAAUGCCUAAUUUGCAUAAUUGGCUGUGUGAGGAAAAAUGGUUCAAAAUGUAGAAAAAUGACUUAAAAAUGUUUAGGAUUCCAAAUUCUUCUGUGGAGUUUCGCUUUUUAAGGUUAUAGCAACCCUCAACAACACAGUCAGUGGUGCCUCACUUCCUCCACUAACGAUACAAUUUCUAGCCCUAUCGUGUUAUUAUAACAUUUUCCUGAACCAGGCCAUGUCUGAAGAGCCCAUGGCUGCAGUAGUCUCCAUAAGUCUACGUUAAGUUAGCCACAGAGUGGCGCUGGCAGCUAGUUUCAUUUACCCAUUCUUUCAAAGCAAAUGAAGGGAGAUUGCAUGUGCAAAAAUGUUUCCAUUGCGAAAACAAAUUGAAACAUUUGCAGUGCUGAACUUUCAUUGGGAGACAUCUUUGUUUUAUAUCCAAAGCAACCCAACUGGACAAAAUGACCCCAACACCAAAAUUAUAUGGUCAAUAUUGACAUUUUAAAGCAUAAUUUAGGAAUAAUCAUUUUAUAAAAGCAGCACUUUACUAAAGUCACCCUAUCUGCACAUUAAUGAAUUGGUUCUAAUUGGACAUUUACGAAUAUUUUUAGGAACUAGGUUUAUUUAAGUUACCUAGUCUCACUUUGAAGGGCUGACCUGAAACAAAUCUGGGAAAUGAGCAAGUGGUGCAGUAAUGGAUAUGAGCACUGUCCAUUAGCCACGUAAACUAAAUAAAUAUAAUUUUAAAAAUCUCCACUUUCCAUUUAAUUUAAAUUUUUUGAAAUAAUCUUUUUCUUUUUUACCUUCUUGGUGUCUGCCAGCACACACUGCACAUUUGUUGCGACUUUGUAACCAACCAGAGCAGCACAGUGUCAUCAGCAAACAGUGCCAACUUCCUUCUACUUCUCGUAGCCACAUCCACUUAGACUAUCACUGUGUUAAUACAGUAGCAUUUAUAUGGAGCGGAUUCAGGUUAUUUUUACUUGUUUUUUUUCAUUUUAAACCAGCCUCAUUCACCUUGUAUCAAGUUAGCACCUAAUGUCGCUUUUAUUUAUUUACUAUUUAUUUGAAUUUGAAGGUUGGGAGGUGAGUUUUUGCUUGACCUCCAACCAAAACAAAAAAAACAGCUUAAUUUCUUUUUAUCUAACAGUCCAUACCCGUGGCUAACAAGGACAAGCUUGUUGACUGAUGGCGGUUCGGGUUUUCCCUCAGUUGGGUACGGUGCCUCUUUAUGCUUUACAACAGACCUCAAGACCUCGUUCUGUCUCACUUCUGGGUCUGUCUCACUUUCUGUGUGUCGGGUCCUCACUUUCAUUAUUUUUUUUUUUGCCAUGUCUUGAAAGCAUGGCGUCACACAUGACAUCACUGAAGGCAGUCGAGGCGGAAACGGCCCCAUUUAGCAGCAAAAAACCCCAACAAAAACGACGACGCUAAUGCUGCGUUCCUCGUACACGAGUACCCGCUCCCUCAUCCGGUCUUUUUCGUGCCUCUUCCUGAGGCGUUUGUGCUUCUUUAGGGAAGAGAUCACGUCUGUGUAGGUGCUCCUUGAAGUUGGCUAGGAACAGUUUAAGGCAAUCACUUUUCUCUUUAUUGAUUUAGAUGCCUAAACUUCUUGGUUUUUGUCAUGCCUUUGUAGAUAGACCGCAGCUGUCGAGGAACAAGCUGCGAACGAGAACAUUGAAAAGACGAGUCACUUUAGACUAUUUUAAAAGUGACACUUUUUUCUAUUCAGCAUGCUUUGUGCUAAAUAAAUGAAAUAAUUCAGUUAUUUGCUAUAAACGAUACUGUAUGAGUAUGUAUUCCAGUACUGCAGUAUGCAGACAUUUCAAAAUAUGAGAAACUCUUUUAAGAGGUUCAUAUUUUUUUUCUAGUAUGUUUGACUAAUAGAGACAGCUAUGGGUACUUAAUUAUAGUUUCGAGUGUUUCAUGAAUUGCCAGAAUGACGUAAUGACCCUCUCUGGUUUUUUUUUUUAAACGAUCUACAGUCUUCGGCUGUUGUCACACGCAUGAUUCAAAGAGCUUUUCCGAGACAGGAACGUUUGAUCAAGAUUUCUGUCUCACAAGAAUUCCCUGGCUACUUUACAACACUUGGGAAAAAUGAAAAAAAGACUGAUUGUUUUGUUUAUGCAAAUGAAGACAUUUUGGAUCUUUGUGGUCGUUUACAGUUGUGUUCAAAAUAAUAGUUUGUUGACGAAAAAUGAGUAGAUCUCAAAAUAUUUGUAAUACAUUUUUAUUUUCGUACAAUGACAUGCACUGCACCUGUGAUUUCAAAUCAGAACAAAACACAUUUGUUAUUACUCUACUCUACAGGAAGCGGGGGAAUCAUAUAGAUAGACCUUUUGAGGAUUUAACUUUCCUUUGACUAACUGAACUAAUGUGAAGUUCUGGAACAACUAUUUCUGGAAUGGCUCCAGAUCUGUGUUGAAUGAAGUUGACCAACUUCAGAUGAUUGGACUACAUUCCACUACUCCAAGGCCUUUGUCUUUUUUUUUAGGUUUUGCCUUACAAACAUCAUGUUAGCUUACUGAUAGAUUACUUUGAGUCUGUAGAUUGGGAUGAACACACCAUAAAGUUAAUCUUUCUGGUCUGGAACUAAGAUACAGUCUGCUUGCUGGUGUAUUUGUGGUCAUUGUCCUUCUGAAACAACAGUUUUAAGGGCGUUCCCUACAACACAACGUCAGUUUAGUUGUCGUUUAACUGCUCCAUUAUCCCUUGUGUUACAUAAAUAGGCCCAGCAUUACAGAGCGACAAACAUCACAUAAUGAGCCCCCAAUCUUACUUCCAUCGGUCCAGACCAGUCAAUGUGCUCUCGGUCAAAAUGUAACCUCGUCACCUGUUCGCUUCAGACUUUCUGGCUUCUUCUAGGCUUCUUCCAACUGCUACAGCACUCAGAGGUAACUCCUUUGGGGUUAGGUUUUCAUUUUAAAGCGUUUGAAAUCAUUUUAGCUGGAGAGGCCAUCGUUUUCUGCUGUACUUUAUCCAUUUUUGUACCUCCCCAGUUUACUUUAUCCACUUCAGGAACAACCCAUUUAACGAAUUCAAUGAAUGUCCUCAUCGAUUGAACUCCACACUGACAUUAAUUUGAUCACACCCUUUGAAAUAGAGGUUCAAUUACAUAGCUAGCAGCAGGCGUGUUAAGGGAUUGAGCUAGCUAUUGUUUUGAACACAGCUGUAUGUUUUAAAUAUAUAAAAGCGGAGUUGGUGGACUCACUGACAUUUUCAGAAGUAAAAUUUAUAGAUUAAAAAAAAAAAAGACAGUCUCUAUAGACACACAUAUUUGAGUCAUGCUGAUAACAUCUCAAAGCACUGUGCUCCGACUAUUCAGGGUUUGUGUUGCUCCAGAAUUUGAUUGCUGUUCAUCAUGACCUUGAGAUGUACAGUACACUGGGGCAAAACUGAACAUCUACUUGGAACUGUAGCAUGGAACAGACUCGUUUACCCUCAUCGUGCAGCAACAUAACGCUGUGCUACAAAAGCUAAGUGUGAACACAGUUCAAAACACUUAGCUUUACAUGACUUACAUUCUUCUAAAUUAGGUUGGUAUUGGAAAACCCAUGCAUGAUAGUGCAGUUUGGAUGUUAUUUGCACUCCAGUGUUUGUUAGACAUCUAGAUAUGAAAUAAAAUAAAACAUUUACUGUUAAAGUUGUUGUAAAAGAAACAAUUGUCAGACUGGUGUGGAAAUGUAACAGAGUGGAGUUAGAGAAGCAAAUUAAAUCAGAUUUCCACAUAUAACGUGAAGCUAGCAGCAGGCUGCUAGGCUCAAAACUAGCAAGCUAAAGCUAGUCACCUUAAACGUCUGUACUCACCUUGUAAGCCAAUUUUUAUUUGUUCUGUUUUGUUUGGACAAGAAUUGGCUAUCCAAAAAUAAUUUUAUGAUUUGUGGCUGGAAAAUUAUUCCAAUUUUGUCCCAUGACAGAUCAAGGUGAGCUGAGCUAACUAGCUGCUAGCUUGGCCUUCGUUUGACUUGGAGCUUAAAUGAGCACUUUUGCAAAAAUGUUAUUCAAAAGAUAUAGAAAAAGUCGUUGAGUAAUGUAAAAGUUGCAAAAGAGAACGGGUUGGAAAAUCAAAGUUGGGUUUUUUUUUGUGGGCACUAUAACUGUCCAGCAAAGUACAGAAUCAGCGCUUCUCGGUGGAUAUAAUGUGCCAUAUUUAUAACGUGUCUUUGGAUAUAGUGUAAAGAGGUCAAAAGAAAUUGUUGGAAUGUUUAAUCGCAGGUUCUGUUGCACUAAAAUAAUCCUGUUACACGUCCUACUUACGUUGGCUGUCACUGAUUUGUUUGGUUUCUCGGAACCGUCCCUCCACCAACCUCUGUAAACCGGUGAUGGACAUUUUCCAACACGCCUCAUACAGGUGGCAAGUGAUCACACCGUUUCCAACAAAACAAACAAACAAAAAAAUUGUAAGAAGAUGCUGUACACCAUUUCUGAUUUCUUCGUGUGCUGGACCAGUCACAUUUUAUCUCAAAAGAUACAAAACUCGUCCUUUGAACCUUACAUGAGUUAUUGUCACAUUAGCAUCCUGCCCUGUUGUGGUACAUUUUACUCUACUUAUCUUCUAUGUCUGUCUUUGUUUACAUGAUGACAUUUUGCAUUAAGAGAGAACUACAGUCUAUGGUUACUGCCCUUGAAUAUCUGUAAUUUGAAUAGUGCUGCUAGAGAGAGAAAUCUAAAUGUAACAACUUACAAUAAAGAGUUUAUUAAUAGA